GUCGAUUUGUCAAUACCAUCGGUUCCGAAAAAUGAGGAAAAAGAGACAGAAAAACAUGCAGUACCAUCAGCAGUAACACAGUCACCAAUGUCAUUACGAACACCAGGGAAAUGUCGAUCGAGCGUACGAAUGUCAUCGUUGUCCAGCUUACGGAUGUCACCGCUACAGCUAAUUGCUGCAGUAGCGAGCACCUGA
This is a messenger RNA of Gongylonema pulchrum, 195 nucleotides long. The record is from the annotation of a GenBank genome assembly. Lineage: Eukaryota; Metazoa; Nematoda; Chromadorea; Rhabditida; Gongylonematidae.